Molecule: messenger RNA, 4472 nt
Organism: Leucoraja erinaceus (little skate)
Lineage: Eukaryota; Metazoa; Chordata; Chondrichthyes; Rajiformes; Rajidae
Gene: relt
Product: RELT TNF receptor
Exons: 12
Coding region: 228-1487 (419 amino acids)
Biological process (GO): apoptotic process
Source: RefSeq, a predicted model, not a curated record
AGCCGCGCGUGCUUCUUCAGCGGCGGCCGGCGGUUGACAUCCAGCAGAGGCGGGAGAAGGAGCGUCGUUGCAGCACCGGCUCGGAGCAGGACAUCACGGUGGGGACAGGCGACAAUCGGCCAGUGCACGGAAAAACUGUCAGUUGUCAAUCUGUGCUUGAGGCGAAGACUGUAGCUCCCAUACGUGAAUAGUGAACAUAGACUGUUCCAGUCUGCUCAACGUUGAAAAUGAAGAGGAACUCUCUGAGAUGCUCCUUGUUUUGUUACCUCAUUUUGCUGACCUGGCAAAGUAUAAUGAUGUUGCAGUGUGGCAAGCAGGAAUUUGAGGACAACCAAAGUCGCUGUGUCCCCUGCUUUCCCUGUCCUCCAGGGCAGCAGCCUGAUAAGGAAUGUGGUUACGGAAAAGGUUUUGGAAUGGUCUGCAGAAGCUGCAUGCCGAGUACUUUUAAAGAUGGCCAUGGCUUUGGCUCCUGUAAAGCCCACAAGGACUGUGCGGGUUUGAUGAAGACGUAUAGCCAUCUGGGGACAACAAUGACAGAUGCUACCUGUGGACACUGUUUGCCGGGGCAUUACACCUUGGCUGAAGAAACCUCUGGUGCAGAGAAAUGUUUGCCAUGUUCCUCUGCUCCAAUGGGAACUGUGGGAUGUUCAGGGCUUUAUUCACGAAUCAUGCGUGUGGCACGGAAUACCCAGCAUGCACUGCAGGCUGGCCUCGCUAAGUCUUCCAAUGAGAGCAAAGAGGUGGCACCAGAAGAAAAGAAGACAGAGUACGUUGUCUUUGCAUUGGUGCCAAUCUUCUGCAUCGUGGGCUUGUGCGGGAUUUUUAUCUGCAACUUCAUGAAGAAGAAGGGAUACCGCUGCAUCUCGGAAAAAUCUGAUGAGGAAACCUCCAAUGGAAAACUGGCCAUUAAUACGGUUCCCUUCAGUACAGAUGAGAGCAACGAAGACACAAUCGGCGUGUUGGUGCGGCUAAUCACGGGGAAGAAAGAAAACGCCGUAGCCUUGCAGGAGAUGUUAAAGGAGCAUGAACUCUUGAAGGGAAGUACCUCCAACAAUAUGACAGAAAUCAGUAGAAAUUUAUCAGAAAGGUUUGUUCCAUUGUUGUCUAUUCCCAAACUAUGUAAACAUCAUCACGUCCACACGGUACAGACCUCUGCAACCCUGUUGGGUUCCAGCUGUACUAGGUGCAGUCAGAAGAAGUGGCCGGAACUGCUGUUGAAUCCACCUAUCAGGAACACCACCAAAUCCGUCAAAGUGGGAAACAGGGUCAGUAGGCCUGGUGAAAUCACCAUCCUAUGUAUUGGCAGGUUUCGCGUUACUCAAAUUCCUGAACAGAAGCCGAAUUUAACUGAUGGGAAAUAUCUCCCAUUGUCAAUGAAAAAUGAUUUGGAGGACAUUACCUGUGACAGUUCAAUGGACCAAAAAUCUCUGCUGGACUCAAUGAAAUGCUUAAAACACAUAGACAGCCAGCAAGAGGUUGGUGACUGAGUUUAUUGAAGAUCCUGAAAUGGUCCAAGUUACCCCUGGUGUGGGCUGUAGAAAAGGUGGACAAUGCAAGCCUUGAAAAUAUGAACAUUUGAGAUGGGGGGGGAAAAAAAAAUCCCUUUCCAAAAUACUGUGGGUUAUUAGGUGCAAAAGGUGAGGAAAUGUGGUCUACCUAAAAGGAAUGCAGGGAAGCUGCCUUCAGUCAUGUGAACACAACUGGAAAACUGAGAUUCGAGGAACAAGAUGCCAUCAACAGCUGGAAUGUGUACCCUCUAAAUCAAUCUCCCAUCGUUUGACUCUUGUGUUAUUUUUCAAAUAUUAACUUGUUUUGUAAAAGUUGUAACUUGAACUGCACAUAAAGGUGCUGUUUAUCUAUUUGUUGACCCUUAAUUUUCUUUUAGACUGAUUCAUUUGUUUAAUCAAGUUUCAUGCCAUCUUGUAGAUUUUUUUUAAAUUCUAUUUUGAAGACCACCAGAGUCCUUCUGUGGAAUUAAGCAUAACAGCAUCCUUGUGAUUACACAUGUAGUACUAAGCUAUGCAGUGAACCUGAACAAGGCUAGGUUGUAGGAACAACAGCCGGCAAAUAGCAGGGAGAGUUAACGCUGCGUAAUUUUAAAGAAAAAUGCAAUAAGCACUUAGAUGAUAAGCAGCCACUUCCGAACAUAACGUGAAAAUGUGUGAUUAAUAGGAGUGUCAACAUUCAUUUGUUGCAUUAGUUAUUUUUUAAAUAAGGACCAGCGUUUGAAGCUCUCUCGGGGUCCAACAUUACCCAAAGAACAAGUAAUGGUGACAGAGCUCUUUAAAAAGGGGACAUUCCCUAGAUGUAAGUAAAUCAGCUCAAAACUGGCCACCUAGCCAUUUUAAAAAUUAAAGGCAGGAACACUAGAAAUAUCUUUUGACAUGGUCAAAGAUCUAAAUUGUUUUCUCUAUCUUUUUAAUUAUGGCAUUGUAAAGAGAUUUAAAUGUUAUAAAGCAAUAAUACCCUUUAAAAAAAAAAACGAAUAAUAUAACAAAUUAUUUUGCUACCUCCACAAGUAAAUUGUUGCUAUCUAGGCAUGGCUUGGCUGCCAUUUAUUUAAGAAAAGGGAGGGUAUUUUGUGAUAUUUAACUUGGUGUUUGUUGUGUACUAACAGCACACACCUCUCAUCUGUCAACUUGCUGCUAGUUGUGUGGUUGUGGUUAAUGCCAACUCUUGCAACAGCUGUGUUUCAUCCAGAAAUUGGCAAAUCACACAUUGUGGAACUGCAGUUUAUCCAAGUAUGUAGAAUGAACUGGCUGCGAGUUCAUUGAAUAGCCACUAAAAAUGCUCUGGGAAGGGGAAAAUACAAGGCAGAUAAUCCCAAAUGGUAGAAGUCAGCAUUGACGCUGCUACUGCUGGCUUCGCCAUUUAUCUUUUGUGUAUUACUGAUAGCCCUAUGAAUGCUAAACUCAUUUGCAAAUAAAAUGAGUCUGUGCAAUAAAAUAUUGUCUGUGCAAUAAAAAUCAACCAGUUUGAGGUGUAUUUACCUGGUGCAUACACCAGAGGGUCGAAUGCACAAUAAUAACUAGAGUUUGAAAUAGUCCUGGUGAAUUCUGUCCCUAUUGUGACUCGUCCGUCAUGAAGAGAUUCUAGUCGGAAAAACAGCCCAUAUACAUCUGAUUAGAGCCUUUAGUUUUGGAGGUAAUUGUGAUAAAUACCCCACCAUCCCAAACCAUCAAUUAUUUCACAAACCAACCAUUAAUGGUGGAACGGAGUAAUAUUAUAUUUCUAAAUUGUUAGAUACAACUUUAGGUAGAUUGCAUUCCAUUGAGGAGGAUUGGUUCCACUGAUUUGGAGUAGUGACUUAAUGGCUUUCUUAACAAUUUUUGUUUUUAUUUUAUUGCUGUCCCCUUGUGGAAUGUUAUUAAAAUGUAAGUUUUUAAAAUAAAAUGAUAAAUUAACACCCAUUGACUUGCAGUAAGGAUGGUUACUUUGGCUUGUACACAUAGUUUAAAUUCUCUUUGGAUUUUUAAGUGGGCCAAUUGUUCAAAUAAGAUAUUUGUUAAAAAAUAAAAUCACUGCAUUUUUACAUGUAACAAAUUUGAACUUAAUAUUCAAUUGGCCAAGAGGAUUUUUAAGAGCAAGUAAUAUCAUAUUCCAGUGCCAGCAUUCAACAGCGAUCUGGGAUUUAUACAUUGCUUCCAGUGGCAAGAGAAAAUGGGAAGCUUCCCAGGGUAGAUUUACCAUCAUGGCGAAUGUGAGGAGUUGCUUCUCCAGUGCCAACCAAGGACAGAAGCAAGCACACAUUAAGGACAUCUGCACCAACGUUGUCUCUGAAGCUUUACUCUGUAAUCGUUAAGUAUUUUGCAACUUAUCCUGUAAAACAAAUGGAAUGGCCUUCAUGGCAGAAAGGGCUACCCUGGUAUGGAACUUGUACCCUCUGUCUGAUCUCGCCAGUAAGCAAGUUUGAUUUUAGCAGAAUCUACGGCUUCUGGCUUAUUUUAAGGGGAAGCUCUGUCCCAGUCAACCAAAGUCUUAAAAACUUCUAUUUCUGUGCACAAAAGUCCGCGAGCAUUGCCACUUUCAUUUCACUGCACAUCUCGUAUGUGUAUGUGACAAAUAAACUUGACUUGACUUGCUACCGAGAAGUGGGACCAACAUUAUAAAUAAAUCAUGUAUGACAGAUUGAGACCACUAUUAGUGUGUUUAACUGAGUAAUUAAAUAAGGAAUCUGUUGUGUAACUGAGAAUUAGAUUCCUGAUUCUAUCCUCUUUUGUAAAACUUGUUUACACCAUUUUAAUAUUGGGUGAAAAUUUACACAUUGCUGCCUUUUUAAAUGUGUUUUAAUGGUAUGUUAUGUGAGUGUUUACUUAAUUUAUUCCUAGUCAUAACAGUUUUAGGACAUCUAGUGGAUGCACUGAAUAUAAGACCAUGUUUGUGUCAUGGGUGGUAUUUAUCUUUGGUUGGUUAUGUUGCAGCAUUUUUACUUGGGUUCUGGCUAAUGAAAUAAAGUUUGUUAUUCUGACGUA